Molecule: messenger RNA, 2507 nt
Organism: Bombyx mandarina (wild silkworm)
Lineage: Eukaryota; Metazoa; Arthropoda; Insecta; Lepidoptera; Bombycidae
Product: myosin light chain kinase, smooth muscle
Biological process (GO): protein phosphorylation; intracellular signal transduction; positive regulation of apoptotic process
Cellular component (GO): nucleus
Molecular function (GO): ATP binding; protein serine/threonine kinase activity
Source: RefSeq, a predicted model, not a curated record
GUCGCGGCCCGGCGUUCGUUAGAGACGAUUGUGUGUCCUUAAGCAAACUGACGUAACUCACAAAAUAGUUUAUUCUUUUAUUGUCGCCGCGUCACGUGUCUUGACUGUUCUGUGCCAGUGGAUGUUCAGCUCAGUGGAAAUAUCAAUAUAAUAUCGGAUGCGCGCGAGUGUAAUGUGAAUUCGUUCAUCGAAGAUCAUCAGAAAUGAUCCACGUAGAUGAAACAGAUCCCGUGGGAGAGAUCGAGCCCCCGUUCCCGUGUCGAGAUGUCACGAUCAAAAGAAACACGGAUGUGAACGAGAACUAUGAGAUGCUCUCGGAAAUCGGACGAGGCAAAUUCGGAACAGUAUACUUGUGCAGAGAAAAGAGCACGGGUCUGGAACUGGCCGCCAAGCUCGUCCUAGUGAACAGGAGGGACGAGAGACGCAACGUGGAACGGGAGGUGGACGUGAUGAGGAGACUCCGGCACCCUCGACUGAUCCAACUGUACGACGCUUACGACUGGGGGAAAUAUAUGUGCGUCGUUCUUGAACUAAUAACGGGAGGCGAGCUGUUCGAAAGAGUCAUCGACGAAGAUUUCGUUCUGACAGAGCGCGCCUGUACUGUGUUCAUGCGACAGAUCUGCGAGGGCAUCGAGUUCGUUCACCGCCAGAAUAUACUCCACCUGGAUCUAAAGCCCGAAAACAUUCUCUGCCUAACGAAGACCGGUAACCGUAUCAAGAUUAUAGACUUUGGUCUCGCCAGAUUCUAUGACCCGGAGAAGAAGCUGCAAGUGUUGUUCGGGACCCCGGAGUUCGUUGCCCCCGAGGUGGUCAACUUCGAUCAGAUCGGUUACGGCACUGACAUGUGGUCCGUCGGAGUCAUAUGUUAUGUCCUACUAUCAGGACUGUCCCCGUUCAUGGGAGAAACCGAUAUAGAGACAAUGGCGAACGUGACUGUCGCAAAAUAUGACUUCGACGAUGAAGCCUUCAAUGAAAUAUCCGAAGACGCAAAGGACUUCAUACGGAAACUGCUCGUGAAAGACAAAGAGUCACGGCCCAGCGCGGCGGAGUGUCUCCGGCACGCGUGGGUGGCGCCCCCGCCCGCGCGGAAACACGAACUCGACGUCACCAAGGACAACCUGCGCCUCUUCGUCGAGCGCUGGGGCGACCAUCCCAACUCUCCUUACGUCUUCGACAACGAAGCGCACGAGAUCACCUGCCUCGCCCUCUGCGAGCGGUCCUCCGUCGGAGGCUGCUCGCCCUCUCCUCGAAGCUCCCUCGCCACGUCCCUCACCAGCUCGCCCGACGGAGUCUUCGACGAGGACGACUUGGAGCCCCCUCCGCUCAGAGACACUACAUUCCCCGCCAAGAGAUACAAUCCUGUGGAACGCCGCGCUUCCGACAGUUCGUGCUUUUUGCAUAAAAAACACGACGUGUUCGUUCGAAAGAAUUUGGCGGAGGAAAUAAAAAAGCUAUCGGAUCAUCUUUUCAUGCUGUCCACGAUGAACACGGAUCUGACGAACAACAACAACAGUAGAGAGCUCGAUAAAAACGUUACGGAAAAUAAAGAAAUUAAAGAAGAGAAACUGCCCAACGGGAUUAAGAAAGAAGCAAAAGUGACAGUGACGAAAACGGUAACCAAUGGAGACGCUAAUAAAAAAGAUAGAAGAAUAUUCACAUCUAAAUCGACUACGAAGAUAUCGACGGCAUUUCUCACAGACAAGGACUCCGAGAGGCCGAUGACGAGCAAAAUGCCGUGGGCCAAGUCGACCAGGUCGAAACGAGUCACCAACUUAAGCAGAGACGUCCCUGAACAACCGGUGGAGGUCCGGAACAGCUUCUUCCAGGAAUUCGACAAAAGACGCGAUAAAAUCGACAAACUAGUAAACGGCGCGGAGAACGGCCGCCAAAUUCCCUACAGAAGGGGAGAUGAGAACAACGCUCAUAGAACGAAAGACCUCUUGUUACACUUAUUAGAAAAAUGGGGGGAAAACGAGGAUAUCGAAGCGGAAAGGUCGGCUGGAGGCACCUCGAAUGGAGGGAGACAUCAAUCGAUUUCCUUAGAAUGGUCGCCCUCAAAUCAACUUGCACAAAAUUCUAUGUCCAGUCUCCACGCGUUUUUCCAGCGACAAACCUCAGACGAAAAGACUCAAAGGAAGAAAACUAGUGAAGUUAAUAAUAUGAAGUGAUCUUUCUCUUACUACUAGAACAGGGUAUAGUGCCAUCACAUGACACUUAAGUUACCAAAGUAACAGAGAUUAGAAGGCAGAUGAAAUGACAAUUUUGUAUGACAAAUCUAGUCUGAAUUGAAAUUCUGAUAGUUUCGGAACGAAAGACUGAGUGAAAGGAAUUUCGUGAAUAGGAUUUCAAUGGCGAAUGGUUUCGUAAUUAUUUUUUUUUGUAUGUAAAUAGGGCAUCUGGAGAAUUAGAUGAAUUAACAUUUUGUUCCUUAUUGUACUUAUGGUUAACUUAAUUGUAAUUUAUUGUUAAAAUAUAAGGCUUCUAAAAAUAAACUGUGCGUGUUUUAU